Messenger RNA from Trifolium pratense (red clover), 2038 nucleotides. Its product is annotated as zinc finger protein BALDIBIS-like. The transcript is spliced from 3 exons. Gene Ontology annotation, molecular function: DNA-binding transcription factor activity. NCBI's taxonomy places the organism in Eukaryota, Viridiplantae, Streptophyta, Magnoliopsida, Fabales, Fabaceae. The record is from RefSeq and is a predicted model, not a curated record. Gene Ontology annotation, cellular component: nucleus. Bases 407 to 1840 code for a protein of 477 amino acids.
CAAAUAGUAUUUUUUUUUUAAAUAAAAUAAUUUUUUUAUAAAUAUUAUUCUCUUCUUCUCUCUUCAUUCAACUCUCAUUCCAACAAACUAUGACUUUUGCUUUCCUUGCAAUACACAUGCAGUAAAAACCUAGCUAUAUAUUUCAUUUUCUUCUCUCAAAUAUCAUUUUCUUUUUCAACUCUCAAUUUAAAUGACAAAAUUUUCCAUAGUUAUUAUAUUUUCCCAGCAUCAAGUUGCUAAUUAAGUGCUUACUAGUUGCUACCAGCACAAAGCUAUUUAUUUUUUAUUUUUUGUUGUUUUUUUGUUUUGUUUUGGAAGUACCUUCCAAUUUUCAAACUACUUUUAGUUUUGGAAUUUGCUAUAGGUCUAACUAGUUUAGGACACACAAUUUUUCUUCAAUUCAAAAAUGAUGUCUAAACAACCAUUUUCAGUUUCAUGUCAUUCAAACACCAUGAAAGCUUCUUCAUCAAAUCAUGUUCAACAAUCAAACUCAAACCCUAAUCCAAACCUACCUAAGAAAAAAAGAAACCUACCAGGAACACCAGAUCCAGAUUCAGAAGUGGUAGCUAUGUCACCAAAGUCAUUGAUGGCGACAAAUCGUUUCUUAUGCGAAAUAUGCAACAAAGGUUUCCAAAGAGACCAGAAUUUGCAACUUCAUCGACGAGGACACAAUCUACCAUGGAAGCUAAAGCAAAGAGCCAACAAAGAUCAAAUUAAAAAGAAGGUUUAUGUGUGUCCAGAGAAGAGCUGUGUGCACCAUGAACCUUCUAGAGCUUUGGGAGAUUUGACAGGAAUAAAGAAACAUUACAGUAGAAAACAUGGUGAGAAGAAAUGGAAAUGUGAAAAGUGUUCUAAGAAAUAUGCAGUUCAAUCUGAUUGGAAAGCUCAUAGCAAAAUUUGUGGAACUAGAGAAUACAAAUGUGAUUGUGGCACCAUUUUUUCCAGGAAGGACAGUUUCAUAACACAUAGAGCUUUCUGUGAUGCAUUGACUGAAGAAAGUGGAAAGAUAACAACAGUUCCAACAGCUUUAAGCAACUUUAGAAAUCAUCAUUUGACAAAUACUCAUCAAACUCCAAGAAUCCCUCAAAUUUUUCCUGGUUUUCAGUUUCACUCAGAUUUUGUCAAUUCAGCAACAUCAUCAAUAUGGCAACAUCAUCAAAAUUCUGAUAUGAUGCAAACAAUGGAUGUGUUUGGAUCACAAACACAAACACAGAAUCAACAAUGGUUGAAUAAUUAUAGUAAUAAUCUAUCAUUACCAAUGUUACAUGGAGUAAUGAAACAAGAACAAGAACAAGAAGAAAACAAAGAUUUGUCUCAUAGUGUAAUAAGUUCAUUGUACUUAAGUAAUAGUCAGAAUCAACAAGGAGGAUCAAAUCACAUGUCAGCAACUUCACUGUUACAGAAAGCAUCUCAAAUUGGAUCUACAAGGACAAUUAUUAGCAAUGAUAACAACAAUGUCUUCAACAAUGUGAACAACUUUAACAUUGUUCAUGAUGUUGAGAAAUUUUAUAACAAGCAAGAUGAAAAUGGAGAGUUGAAUGAGUUGGUAAAUUUAGGAGGAAGUAGUGGAACUAAUAUUGAAGGUGGUGAGUAUUUAUUUAAUGAUUCAAAUUCAAAUAAUUUGUUUGGGAUUGUGAAUGGUACAAAGGAUUUGGAUCAUGUGGUAAAAGAGAAAAAUCAAAUGGGUUUAACAAGAGAUUUUCUUGGGGUUGGUGAUGAUGAUGAUGAUGAUUCAAUGAGUAGACCUUUUUUACAGCAUGAAGUACUUGGUGAAUUUAAUGGAAUGGGAUCAUUGGGAAAUAAUUUGCAGAGUCAUUAUGGUGGUGGAAACUAUUGUUAGAGUUUGGAAUUUGAAUCAAAGCAGCUCAAAGAAGAGUUAUGAAACUAGCUAGCUAGUGAUAGUGAAAUUGUAUAGGAUAUAUCUUUAUUAUGUAGCGCUAGCUAGCUAGCUUAUGAUGAACUUCUAUUAGAUGCAACAUGUGAUCACUAAAACAAUAAGAGAUUAAUCAUUAGGGUAUGUUAUACUACCAUGUUCUAA